This is a messenger RNA of Zonotrichia leucophrys gambelii, 938 nucleotides long. RefSeq names its product TOG array regulator of axonemal microtubules protein 2-like. The record is from RefSeq and is a predicted model, not a curated record. Gene Ontology annotation, biological process: microtubule cytoskeleton organization. The transcript has 4 exons. NCBI's taxonomy places the organism in Eukaryota, Metazoa, Chordata, Aves, Passeriformes, Passerellidae. Gene Ontology annotation, cellular component: cytoplasmic microtubule; cilium. The coding region runs from base 128 to 739 and encodes 203 amino acids. Gene Ontology annotation, molecular function: microtubule binding.
AUCUCCCUCUGAUGGACACCUCCUACCCCGUGCAAAAGCCCAGGUCACGUCACCUCCAGCUGUGGAAGAAACGGAGCUGCUCCAGAAGCUUUACCAUCUCCUGGAAGCCAAGGGGUUUCAGACAAGGAUGGAAGGAGUGGAACUCCUCCAAGACCUGUGCAAAACCAGCCCCCAGCUCAUCUCCACUAACAUUGCCCAAAUUUUUGAUUAUUUUGUCCUGAGAAUAUCUGACAGCCACAAGAAAGUGAAGCAGAGGGCACUGGACGUGCUGGCUGAAAUCACAGGAGCCCUGAAAGAUGCCUUGAACCCGGUGAUCAUUGGUUUGGUGGAAGGAAUAACAAAGAACCUGAACUCAAAGGAUCCCAGGGUUCGUGGGGCAGCUGUGAAAGCACUGGAAGAAUCCAUUGCUCAUUUGGAUAAAGUGUCACUGCUGAAAGAGUUCAGCUACCAAUGGAAUCACCUGAGUGGCCAAGCCCUGCUGGAUGUCACCGAGCGUAUCACAGUGCUUGUGCAGGGGGUUCAUGCCAGGAGCCCUGAAGUCGCCCAGCGCGACGCCCUGCCCGUGCUCUGGUCCUGCCUGGGGAACAAGGCGCUGCCUGUGCGGAGCGCCAACGUCCGCACCGUGGCCACCAAGCUCGCCUCUGCCCUCUGCAAGGUGAUGGGCACCCAGCUGAAGAAAUGUGCUGCCAGCAAGCCUCCACAUGUGCGGGAAAACCUCUCCAAAAUGCUGGGCUGGUGAAGGUGAGAUGUUCUCCAGAAAGCUGAGGAAGCGCUGAGUUGGACACCUCUGGAUUUGCCUUUUGAGCUGUGCCAAAAAUGACAAAAUCCUAAGGAAGGGUGUGCAUCUGCCCCUGCUCUCUCCAUUGCCCUUCCUAGUCAUGGCAUGGGGGGCCUGGAGCAGCUCCAGAUGGAGGACAAGGUGAAGGCAAUCAUGGCUC